CAUUUUGCACAAACGUCUGGCGUGAGCCCCAUUUUCAUAUUCUGUGUAGUUAUCGCUUUUCUUUUAUAGAACGAGUAUUUAGCGUUUCAGCCAGUGUGAUAUAUUUAGUUCCUACUUUGCCACAUUAAGUGACAUUAGGUAUGGCUGUAUGGAAACUAAGCACAUAAGGAGCUCUUGGUGUGCAUCCCAUCUUCACCUGCAGCCCUCACAUAUUUGCUUGCAGAAGCAAAGGUAGCCAUAGCAGCAGAAACAUGGACGCGGUCCUGAGCAGGUUGAGAGGUCUCAGUGCCGACGACUUAAGGGAGGAGAUCCUUAAAAACAAUCUGAAGUGUGGUCCCAUCACUGCCACGACAAGAGCCAUAUUUGAGCGCAAGCUAGCCAGAGCCCUAGUGGAGAAUGCUGGACCCACUGAGCCUGACAGCAGUGGCAGUAACGGUGCCUCUGCAGGGAUGGACAGCUCUGGGAGUGUAGUGCCAGCCAAACAGCCACCUAGUGUCACAUCAGCAGCCCAGGAUCCAGUUGCAGUUGAGGAUGGGGAUUUUGGGUACGACUUAGGCCUUAACCCACCGGAGGAGGAGGCUCUGACGAAUUGGAGCGGAACGGUGUGCUGUAAUGUAGAGAAUUCACAGGCACAGACACCCUCUAAAACGGCACAAGUGUCACCCACUUUCUUCUAUGGGGUGUGUCCGCUGUGGGAGGAUGUAUUGGCAAGGAAUGAGAGAGCCCAUGUGUACACGGAUAAGAAGGAUGCUUUGCAGGCAGUAAAAAUGAUGAAAGGGGCUCGAUUUAAAGCUUUCACCAAUCGUGAGGAUGCUGAGAAGUUUGCCAAAGGCAUUUGCGACUACUACCCUUCACCUAGUAAAAGCACUCCCUGCGUUUCUCCUGUCAAACCUGGCCUGGUGUUCGGCAAAGACCACACAUCUAUGAUGGAGGCAGACACUAUUAACAGGGAAAAGGCAAACAGUUUUAAAAGCCCUCGCACUCAAGACUUGACUGCAAAGCUGAGGAAGGCGGUGGAGAAGGGAGAUGAGAUGGCUUUCUCUGACCUGGUCUGGAGCAACCCUCGUUACCUCAUCGGGUCAGGGGACAACCCUACUGUAGUUCAGGAGGGCUGCAGGUAUAAUGUGAUGCAUGUGGCUGCUAAGGAGAAUCAGCCAGGCAUUGUCCAGCUUUUGUUGGACACUCUGGAGAACCCAGAAUUCAUGCGACUUAUGUACCCAGAUGACCAGGAGAGCAUGCUGCAGAAACGCAUCCGAUACAUUGUAGACCUGUAUCUCAAUACGCCAGAUAAAGCUGGGUUCGAGACACCUCUCCACUUUGCAUGUAAGUUUGGCUGCCCAGAGGUGGUAAACAUACUCUGUUCUCAUCCAGACAUAGACAAGAACUGCCAGAACAAGUACAACCAGAAACCCACUGAGCUUAUUUGUGAAAGAAUGAAAGAAAAAGGUAAAGUCCAGGAAGUCAAGCAAAAGAUAAAUGAAUAUUUAGAAGAUCGAUUAUAUAUACCCUUAUUGAGAGCCACUGAUAACUCCUCUCAACCUGUGAUUGGUGCUCCAUGGUCACCUGAGCCAAUGGAAAACCUGUCACCAAGGUUACCCAGAAGCCCAAAGGAUCCUGUUAUGGCAGUCAGGGCCUAUGCUGGGCCUUUAAGUCCAUCUAAAGCUGAUGAGUUCAGACGGGCAUGGAAGACACCUCCCAGAGAAAGGGCUGAUCAUUUCCACAGCAUUUUAAAGUCUGACCCAGAUCGUGGGGCAGAAAGAGUUGGCAGAGAUCUGGCUCGUGAGCUUGGUCACCCCUGGGCAGAAUACUGGGACUUCCUGGAUAGUUUUGUGGACCUGUCAUCUACAGAAGGCCUGAAAAUGCUUGAAGAAUACCUCAGUAAAAAGGACUUCAGGGAAUGCUCUCAUGAAGAGGCGGGAGAGAAUGAAACCAGCAACAGGUUUAGAACCCCAUCUCCAGGCAAACUGAAUAAGUUCUGUAACUCCAUCUCUGUGGGGGCAUUUCUGGAUGAGGGUGAUGACAUCAGUCUGGAGGAGAUCAAAAACAGGCAGAAUGCUGCUCUCACCAGCAUCUCUGCUGUAUGCUCCAAAGAUAGCCUGCAGGGGGCGGUAGGGGGUCUUGAGUUUCACAUCCUCCCUGUCUCGCACAGCGCUGAUCUCAUAGAGGUGGCAGCAGAGCAGGAUCUUCUGCUGUCUGAGAACACUUUACUCUCCACUUGUAAAAAUGGCCUGUGUGAACAGGGCCCCGGGGACAGGACUCCAAACGGGGACAAAAUGUCCCCUCGCAUCUGCGGCACCUCCAAUUCCAGUAUGCUGUCACCCAUCUCCAACCUAAUGGCAGAGUUUGAGAGGAUGUCUCUGCUCGAUGAGCCCGAAAGGACAAACCGAGAGAGGAGAAGGAGUGGAGGGAAACGUUACAGAGACGCCCUGGCCACAGAGCUCUCGUCAGGGCUGGGCCAUCUCUCGUUGUCCUCUGAAGACGACUCUGUGUUUGAGAAGGACAGGACGUCGCUGUUAAGAGCAACUGAGAAGGAUGAAGGGGAAAGAAGAACGGAAGAUGUGAGGUCCAGCGCAAGUUCAGACGAAUACUUUCUAGCCAAUGAGAGGCUAGAACCGAUGAGCCAAAGGACUAUGGAGGCUCCAGGGGGAGAUCGCACAAUCUGUGCAAGGUCAAAGUCCUGGGAUCGUGGGGGGAGAGACCUCAGCUCCUCAGGGUCUUCCAGCUCCUACAGAUCUCUCGACAGCUCUCAGGACUUCAUAUUGAGGACACCUCCCAGAAUGGCGAAAAGACUCUUCAUCGAAGGGGAUUCGCCCACCAAGUUGGACAGGCAGGUUUUGUUGGCUUUACAAGCUACAGACAUUGACCCUCUGAAGUUUCCCAGCAUUCACAAAUGGAAGACCACAGUUCAGACAUAUUCCAACUUAGAAAUGCAAAGCUGGCAGACUCCUGCUGUAUGCAAGAGCCAUUUCAGGCCUCACUCUGUAACCCCUGGCUCUCCAGCAAGCAACCUCAUGUCCCCCGUGAGCCGUUUUAGUCCAGUUCGUCACAUGGGCUCAGCAGACUUCUGCAGCCCUGGACGCUACAGCCCAGCACACUCUAACUACAGCCCCGCUCAUUCAAACUAUAGCCCUGUAAGCUACAUCCAACGCAUCCGUCUCAAACACUUCGGCGAUGCCCCCAUUUAACAAAUGCUCUCUAUCCUGCCUAGCCCCGUCCUGAAUUUCUACCAGUUAAUAACUGUCUGAAAUGACAAACUCGGCGUGAGCUGUUUCAAAGGAUGGAAUGUCGCCAAAGAAAAUGAUGUCAUAAUGGAAGAUUUGAAGAGAGAUUUGAAUCUGCUCAAAUUGGUCUCUAAGUGUAGUCGAAAUCGCUGUUAGGAUCUCACAACAGGCCCUGUUUCAGUUUGUAAGCACUUAGGUUCUAGUAUAGAACACAAUUCAAAUAAUAUGCACUUCUCCCAGGGGUUCCUGAAUCAGUAUAUAUACACAUAUACAGUAUAUAUGAUACUUCUGUGUAUGACAUCCAGUGUGUUAAUCUGUGAUGGUUGUAUAGACUUUUUCUAACACAUUUUUCUUUUUAUUUCUUAUCUAUGUAUGUAUGUAUGCUUUGGGAAAUGUAUCUGUGGAUAACGAUUUACAAAGCUGUGUCGUUAAGGGAAAAUUAGGAAUUGUUUUAUUUAACAGUGAUUUAAAUUAUAGGAAAAAAGAUAUUCAAUAUGUAAACACGUAAAUCCAGAGAUAAUUUAAAAUGAUAUAGUAGUAAAUUAUUGAAUUAUUUUUGUUGUCAGUAGCACAAAAUGCUGAUUUUAAUGGGUGUUUUAAAGAAAAAAAAAUAAAGUAAAACAACUGCCAGAUGUUGUUUUUAUUCUGUAAUUGGGGAACUGCCUUAAAUUUCUAAGAGUAAAGACCAAUCUCUGAAAUUUCAUAACUCGAUAGCAGGUGUUUAUUCAUGCAUUAUUAAUAGCAGCCUUAGGUGUUUGAUAAAAUAUGAGGUCUAUUAAGGAAGACUUGUGAAAAUAUUCCCCUUUUUAUUUUAUUUUUUUAAUUCAAUAAAUGUGAUUUAUUAUUUCUAAUAUGUAUUUGUUUUGCACUUUUAAUUUGUCAGUUCAUUUUGACUACAGUUGAUUUAUUAUGACUGUGGAUGGUAAAUUAGUACUGAUGUUGCAUAAAUGUCAUAAUAGCUACAAAACCUACAUGAUUAUGGAUCCAGAGUGUUGUAAAUGCACUUUAAAUGCAUUCUGAAAUGUGUGCAUAGAUCAUUGUCCCACUCCCACAUCACUGAGUCCAGAACAUUCUUUGUGGUACUUUAAGAUCUAUUAUUUGUGCCCAUAAUUUUCAGUGUAAUGCUGGCCUGUUGAUCUUUGCUUUGUAAAGCUUUAGUGCCUUUGAUUACAAUCUGUUUAGAAGGGCCCAUGGGUCCUCAGUGUAUAAAGGAUGCACAGACCACAUUCAAGCUAAAUACUCCCCCCCCCCCCC
Molecule: messenger RNA, 4475 nt
Organism: Myxocyprinus asiaticus (Chinese sucker)
Lineage: Eukaryota; Metazoa; Chordata; Actinopteri; Cypriniformes; Catostomidae
Gene: ankle2
Product: ankyrin repeat and LEM domain containing 2
Exons: 13
Coding region: 252-3185 (977 amino acids)
Biological process (GO): negative regulation of phosphorylation
Cellular component (GO): endoplasmic reticulum
Molecular function (GO): protein phosphatase 2A binding
Source: RefSeq, a predicted model, not a curated record